Molecule: messenger RNA, 4923 nt
Organism: Myxocyprinus asiaticus (Chinese sucker)
Lineage: Eukaryota; Metazoa; Chordata; Actinopteri; Cypriniformes; Catostomidae
Product: zinc finger CCCH domain-containing protein 7B-like
Exons: 22
Coding region: 210-2975 (921 amino acids)
Biological process (GO): miRNA processing
Molecular function (GO): metal ion binding; miRNA binding
Source: RefSeq, a predicted model, not a curated record
UAGAAACCAACCCGAUAACUUCAGUGCGGCUCACAGUGCGGGUGAGGCGCAGCGGUGACGCGAACAUGUUCCAACUCUGAUUGAUCAACUGAUUAUCUAUCAAUUAUCCAUCUGUUGAGUUAAACACGAACUAUUAACAAAACACACGCAAAACGCAGAAGAAAGCGCGUCCUGUCGUCAUUUCUGCAGAAACAGGUGUGUGAUGAAACAUGAGUCGUGAGAGUCAGAAGCGCAGAGACGAGAUUCAGAGAGCGCUGAGCUUCAUCAAAUCGUCUUUGCCCUAUCCUGAGCCUGAAGCCUUUGAGGGGUUUGUAAUUAAGCUGGUGUGUAAUCUCUUGGAUGAGGGGAACGCUGCGUUUCGAGAGCGCAGGUGGAUGCAGGCGCAAGCUGAUUUCAGCGAGGGGGUCAGUGUGGCACUGUACGCUCAGGACGAGGGUCUGCAUGUGCCCGCCGCCCUGCUGGAGAGUCUAUACAUCAACCAUGCCACAGCCCAUCAGAACAUGGAUAAGACGGUGAGUAGUUUGGCCCAAGAACACUCUGUCAGUCUGGACUUGAAGAACAGUUCUCACGAGGGGAAUGCCUUGAGUUCUCUGGACGACUGGGAUGUGCCGCCUGCGCUAGAAGAGAUGUCUUUUAAUGUAGUGGAGAGAGUGACUGACACUGCAGUUGGUUUGUCUGAGUGGUCGUCUCCUGUCUUACCCGCCCCGGUCCCCGUGAGUGAUGAGGACCCAAGACUAUUCCGUGCAGUACCUGAGAGUGGCCAGCGUGUGGCGCUGUCAGUGCCUGUCUCACAGCCACUGGAGGACAAUGAUCUGAUGGGAGACGAGCUGGACAGUCUGCUGGACUGUAUGUCUAAAGAGGAGGACACAUCACAGGUGUAUACACUGAAUGGCGUUGUCCCCAGCGGUCUGGUGUGUUUCUCCUCUUCAUCUCCUCGUCUUCCUCCUGCAUUCUUCUCAUAUGCGGGGAGUCAGUUAAACACUCUCGACUCCUUCACUAAACCUGAUGUGAACUCAGACGGUCUGGACGCGUUAGACUCCAUCUGUCCGCCGCAGGUUUCGUGCACUGGCUCUGUCGCCCUGCAGCGGCCUCUAGUGGUGGGAGGAGACGCGCUCGAUUCACUGUCUGAAUUCAUUCUGCCAGGUGGGAAGGUCUGUUGUAGUUUUCUGCCAUCAGUCAAACUGACAAAUGAGUUGAAUCCUGCAAACAACCCUCAUACAAGGAAUGAUCAUGUGACUUCCACUCUUUCCUGUCUGUCCAAGAAUCCACUAGAACACUCACAUGAGUUUACACAAGCCUGCAGCACCUGCUUUACUUCUACAGGUUCAGGUGUGCUGGAUUUUGAAUUCAGAUCUGAUGUCACUCACAGCUGCAAGAAAGAUCUGCUGCUGUGCCGGAGAAGGGGCGGGGCUAAAUCACCCUGGAGGCGGAUCCGGCUCCGCCCAACUCAUAAAAACUUCCAGAGUGCCUUUGUGCUCUGUAGAGAGAUUUUGGAGAAUCAGGUGUGUACGUUUGGCGAGGACUGCACAUUCGCAUAUUGUCAAGAAGAAAUAGACGUGUGGACGCAGGAGAGGCGGGGCUUACUCGUGAGAGAGCUGCUCUUCAAUCAUUUGGCGACCAAUCAGAGACAAGCGCUCAGCGUCAUCAAACUCCUGAAUGAACACACGGGCAUGUUCAUGUUCCUCUGUGAGGCCUGUUUUGACUGUAAACCCAGAAUUAUCAGCAAACGCUGGAAGGAGAAUCCUGAUCUGUGUGCAAACCUGCAAACACAACACCAGUUUGACAAGAAAAAGUGUUUGGUUCAUGUGGUAAAGAACAGUACAGUGUGUUACAGUAAGAUACGAGUGUUGAGUCCUCACUGUCAGUUGGACAUGUGUCGUCAUAAGUUCAGAUUCGGCUGUAAGAGAGAAGACGCCUGCUGCUUCGCUCACUCACUCAUAGAACUGCAGACCUGGAUACUGCAGAGAGGCUCUGGUAUCACUCCUGAAGAGAUCAUCCAGGAGUCAAAAAAACACUGGAACAAACAGCCACCUGUGAUCGAGACUUCACGUUUAUCUAAUAAAAACACUGCUGCCAAAUCAAACGGUCCAAUCAGAGCAGAGGACACCAACGGGAAGGCGGGUCCUGUGCAGGGAACAGGAAUUGCUGAAUCAGCUAAGGUCAAAGAUCACAGUCUUGAGCUGAAGUUUGUGUGUGGUCAGUGCUGGAAAGACGGACUGGUCAGUGAACCGGACCGGGCGCUCAAAUACUGCACUGCUAAAGCCCGACACAGCUGGACCAAAGAGAGAAGGGUUUUGCUAGUGAAGUCUCAUGAGAAGAAAAAGUGGGUCACAGUGCGACCUUUGCCCUUUGCCAAGACCUUUCCCCAACAAUUUGACAUCUGUGUUCAUGUGAUGAAGCAGCGCAAGUGUCAUUAUAUCGGGAACUGUUCAUUCGCUCACAGUCAGGAGGAGAAAGAUCUGUGGACGUACAUGAAGAACAACGGCUUCAGAGACAUCCAGCAGGUGUAUGAUGUCUGGCUCACCACGUCCAAUCAGAACAGACAGUCUGAUGGCACCUCACUGUCUCAGCCAAUGGAAGAGAAGCAGAUCACCUUGCCGACAGACUUUGCUGAACCGAUGCCGGACAGUUUUUUCUGCCGUCUGUGCGGUAAAAACAGUAACAGUGAUCGUCAGUGGCAGCAGCACAUCUCGUCUGACAAACACAAGCAAAGAGUGUUGAGUGGAGAGGGAGAAGAUGAGAGUCUGGCCUGGUCAUAUCGCUUCCCUGGACCCUGUUUCUCCAUCUGCACCAGGUUGGAGAAGGGUUGUCCUGAUGGCGUGAGUUGUGACUUUGCUCACAGUGAGGAGGAGCUUCAGGAGUGGCGCAGACGGCGGGAUUUUCUGCGCAGAUGGUUGGACAAAGCCCGAGGCGAAAUGCUGAUAUCUCCAACCGACAAUGACUUUGGGAUCUACAACUUUCUCCUUCAGGACUAAAACACACACAUUCAGUUAUCAUUAUAAUAACAGUAUAAUGUAUAACAGUAUAACACUUAAUUAUUACACACACAUCUCCAUCAAUCACUGGAUCUCUCUGAAGAAGUUUCAUUCAUUGUUGUCAGUUCAGUGUUGUUCAGAGUGAAUUAUCUGAUGUACACUAUAUUGCCAAAAGUAUUCGCUCACCCAUCCAAAUAAUUGAAUUCAGGUGUUCCAAUCACUUCCAUGGCCACAGGUGUAUAAAAUGAAGCACCUAGGCAUGCAGACUGCUUCUACAAACAUUUGUGAAAGAAUGGGCCGCUCUCAGGAGCUCAGUGAAUUCCAGCGUGGUACUGUGAUAGGAUGCCACCUGUGCAACAAGUCCAGUCGUGAAAUUUCCUCGCUACUAAAUAUUCCACAGUCAACUGUCUGUGGUAUUAUAACAAAGUGGAAGCGAUUGGGAAUGACAGCAACUCAGCCACGAAGUGGUAGGCCACGUAAAAUGACAGAGCGGGGUCAGCGGAUGCUGAGGCGCAUAGUGUGCAGAGGUCGCCAACUUUCUGCAGAGUCGAUCGCUACAGACCUCCAAAGUUCAUGUGGCCUUCAGAUUAGCUCAAGAACAGUGCGUAGAGAGCUUCAUGGAAUGGGUUUCCAUGGCCGAGCAGCUGCAUCCAAGCCAUACAUCACCAAGUGCAAUGCAAAGCAUCGGAUGCAGUGGUGUAAAGCACGCCGCCACUGGACUCUAGAGCAGUGGAGACGCGUUCUCUGGAGUGACGAAUCACGCUUCUCCAUCUGGCAAUCUGAUGGAUGAGUCUGGGUUUGGCGGUUGCCAGGAGAACGGUACUUGUCUGACUGCAUUGUGCCAACUGUGAAUUUUGGUGGAGGGGGGAUUAUGGUGUGGGGUUGUUUUUCAGAAGCUGGGCUUGGCCCCUUAGUUCCAGUGAAAGGAACUCUGAAUGCUUCAGCAUACCAGGAGAUUUUGGACAAUUCCAUGCUCCCAACUUUGUGGGAACAGUUUGGGGAUGGCCCCUUCCUGUUCCAACAUGACUGCGCACCAGUGCACAAAGCAAGGUCCAUAAAGACAUGGAUGAGCGAGAUUGGUGUGGAAGAACUUGACUGGCCUGCACAGAGUCCUGACCUCAACCCGACAGAGCACCUUUGGGAUAAAUUAGAGUGAAGACUGCGAGCCAGGCCUUCUCAUCCAACAUCAGUGUCUGACCUCACAAAUGCGCUUCUGGAAGAAUGGUCAAAAAUUCCCAUAAACACACUCCUAAACCUUGUGGAAAGCCUUCCCAGAAGAGUUGAAGCUGUUAUAGCUGCAAAGGGUGGGCCGACGUCAUAUUAAACCUUAUGGAUUAAGAAUGGGAUGUCACUUAAGUUCAUAUGCGUCUAAAGGCAGGUGAGCGAAUACUUUUGGCAAUAUAGUGUAUUUCAGAGAUUGUCCUGGUGAAAGUUAAUGUCAGUCCUGAUGAGAAUGAACAAAGUUUUAAUCUGUGAAGAGUGAAGCUGAAAGACUGUCUGAAAAGAAAGACUAUCUGAUGUUUUGUGCUUGUGGCAUUCAGACUAAACUCAUAAAACAUCCAGCAGUCACAACAACAGACAGAGAGUUCAGGGUGUGAUCAGUUUGGGAAUAUUUAAUCAGAACACAUGCUGAAAUAAACAGGUGGAUCUAAUGAAGUGUUUUACUUUUAUACUGUCCAGUUUCUUUAUUGUGUAUAAUGUACACUGAUAUACACUGAUCAAACAUUACAUCUGUUAGACAGGAAAGAAUAUUUUGUUUCUCUCAUUUUGACUCGAUCUGCACGCAAUAUUUCCCAGGACUUGAAUAUGAGAAGAGGAAGGAUGUGUUAUUUUUGUAAUUUUAAUUUUGUUCAUAUAAUCACUGUUUAUAAAAGCCAAUUGAUCGUUGAAUGUAUUGCUUACAGUAUUAUGUAAUAAACAGUAAUAUAAUAAACAUGCUUUUACUGUA